AAAUCGCACGCCUCCGCACCCAAAUCCGGUUCCCAAUUCCCCCGAUCGCCUCCUCCCCCUCCGGCCACCCUCCACCACCCGCCGCUGGGGCCGUAAACCCUAGCCACCCCCAUCCCCACGCGCGCGCGCGCGCCGGGAACGGCCCAAAACCCUAGCCCCCCGCCCGCCCGCUCGCCCAGAUCCGAUCCCUGCCCCCGCGCGCCCUACCAUGGAGCCCGCGGCGGCGCGCAAGGAGUGGCGCGCCGUCCCCGACGCCCCGCUCCGCUCCAAUGGCGCCGAGGAUCCCGGGGAGCAGCAUGGGAAGAUGGGCCAAUCCGAGGACAGAGCCAUGUACGAGGACGGGGGUGGAGGGAUGGAUGACUACUGCUCCAUCACGAUCGACGGAAGCGGGGGGCUCAGCGAGGACAUCAUCCAGCAGCGCCUGCAGAGCAUCGUGCAUCAGCGGGAGGAGCUGCAGCGGGUCGAGAUGGAGCUGCGAGCCCAGGUCAUAGCUCACCCGCAGAUCAUCGAGGCGCAGCGCAGCUUCGAGGCCGCUGCCAAGGAGCAUGUAGCAGCAGCUGCAAAGCUAAAGGAACAACUACAUGAACGGGAAAAGUACAUCCUUGAGCUCGAAAUGAAAUUGGAUAAUAAGGACAGGGAACUGGAUGCUUUGAAGAUUGAUCAUCAAACGGUGUGGGCAAAUCAAGAUCUUCUUAGAGAACAGACAAAGGAGCUUGCAAGUGUUAGAAGGGAACGUGACAAUUCUGAAGCUGAAAGAGCUCAACAUCUUAAACAAAUCCAUGAUCUCCAAGAACAUCUACGAGAAAAAGAAAGCCAAAUUCUUGCAUUAGAGGAACAGCAUAGGGCUGCUCAAGAUAACAUUAUUUACAAAGAUGAACAAUUGAGGGAAGCUCAUGCUUGGGUGGCACGAGUUCAAGAAAUGGAUGUUUUACAGUCCCAGACAAUGCAAUCCGAGUUACGUGAGCGAACUGAGCAAUUCAAUCAAUAUUUGAUUAGUUUCCAGCAACAGUAUGUUGAGAUGCAGAGUCGUUUGCUGCAUACUAUACAACAACUUCAGCUAGAAGUAACUGAAUUAAGAGAACGAACUGGAGUACCAAAAGAUGGUUCACAAACUGCUCAGGAGAGUUCAGCUGAGUCACCAUUUGUUCAGAACAAAGGGAACAACAUGGCUGCAAAUGGUAAUGGAACAACAGACAGCAGUCAGUCACUGAAAAGUAAUGGAGUUCCAGAUGGUUCCAUAAAGGGAAACAGUAAUGCCUCUGCUGUACCUGUUGUUCCCUCUUCACUGUUGGGUAUAGGUGGUUUUGUUCCUUCUGCACAGAUUGCUGGGAUGCAUUCUUAUAUGAUGCAUCCUCAAGGUGUACCUCCAUCUUUAGCAUCGCCUAACUCUACUGUUCCUCAGUUUGGUAGUUUCCAGUCACAGUCAACAAUUCAACCAAACCUGCAGUGGCCCAAUCAACAGGAAGCUCAAAAUACCUCACAGAUCCCAGAUGAGACAAACUAUCAGACAUCCCCAUCAGAUCAAAAUGCAUUGCAACAAGCUGCUACGAAUAAUGAUGACCUUUCUUUGAAGCAGAGUCAGGCAACCCAUGCAGAACAUCCUACAACCCACGGGAAACAACAACAACAACAUUUCACGAGUGUGGUUUCUGAAUCAACUCAUGAACAAAAGUUACAGGUCGCAGAAUCCAAUGUAACCAGACAUUUAGUUUACAGUGAGCAGCAAAAUGCCCAGGAUUCAUCUUCAAUGGUCAGCCCUGUUCGGAAGUUUGAACAUCAAGAGCAAACAAAUGAAUUGAAGGAUGAGAAAGUUGCACCUGGUAAACAGCCUGAGGAGCAGGUAGCUAGGCAUCAGCAUAAAGCUUCAGAGUUUGAUGCAUCAACUACUAGCCAAACCCACUUGAAAAGUGGUGCCGCGGAGUUCAAUUCUAAUGUUGUGAAUCAGACCGACACACUGUUACCUCGCGUACCAAAGGAGCCUUCCCUUCUAGAUGAGAGAUCCCUUUUAGCUUGCAUUGUGCGUGCAGUCCCUGCUGGAUCUGAUGGUCGGAUCAAGAUUAGUACAACUCUGCCAAAUAGGCUUGGCAAAAUGUUGGCUCCUCUUCAUUGGCAUGACUACAAGAAGCAUUAUGGGAAGCUAGAUGAUUUUGUGGCUAGCCAUCCGGAGCUCUUUGUAAUUGAAGGGGAUUUCAUUAACCUUCGUGAAGGAGCACAACAGAUCAUUUCAGCUACUACAGCUGCUGCCAAAAUUGCUGCUGUUGCAUCAUCUGCUCCUUACUCAUCGUUAUUGCCUUCAGUUGCUGUUACUCCUGUGGCACAAAACACUAGGCAAAAGAGGGGACCCGUUGUUGAUUCCAGAUCUUCAAACAUAAUGCCAUCUAGAAAUGGUUCUACUGCAACCAACUUCGGGGAUCAGUUUGACAAGGGUUCAAAUAUCCCAAAAGUCAACGAGAUUGUUGGUUAUAACAUUGCUCAGGGGAUUGCCGAUGUUACAAUUUCAAACAAAGUAAAAGACAUCCAGGAGAAUGGCUUUUCAGACGAAGUUCGACCUGCGCAGUCAUCUAUGCAUGCAGUUUCUGCAAAUGGAGUCAGACAUGAACGAUCUGGCCUCCCUGCAGGUAUUAUCAGACAUGGUUAUGGAGGAAAGCAACAGGGAAGGUCUACGGGACCUGCAUACAUUUCCAGAAGAUGAGGAAGUGGCUUGUCAUUGGUCCAGUUGGUCUAAAGGGUAGUGAACUGGAGAUCAUGUGAAGCUAUGUUUUGGGUCAAAAAGGGUUCGUGGUGAAGAUGACCGGAAUUAAUUGUUCUGAAUUUAAUUUCGCACCAAUUGCUUUUCACAGUGCCUGUAUUGGGCCUUGUUUUGGCAAAGUUGUACUGAAAUACUAGUUCCCGAUCAGAAAAUACUGAGGAAGUUUUGCAACCAUUGUAACUUGUCUGUGCCUGUGUAGCCAUGUGCGCACCUGAAUGAUAGCAGCCGUGUCAUUCGAUGGCAUUCUUCAAAUUUAGAUUAAACUCUUGAAUUUUAGCCAGCAUCUAUACAACACCAGCGUUUUCAAGUA
Oryza brachyantha (malo sina) is the source of this 3059-nucleotide messenger RNA. RefSeq names its product transcription factor SPT20 homolog. The transcript is spliced from 16 exons. Lineage: Eukaryota; Viridiplantae; Streptophyta; Magnoliopsida; Poales; Poaceae. Bases 209 to 2692 code for a protein of 827 amino acids. The record is from RefSeq and is a predicted model, not a curated record.